CCAUGUGACGCCUUCUUGGCCUCCUCUAGUUAUGGAUGCAUCCUCCCUUACUCUGAUGAGGACGGUGGACCCCUGCACCAGCUGAAAAUGUGAGUGGGCUUUGUAUGUAUUCUUUUUUUUUUUUUUUUUGCGGUACGCGGGCUUCUCACAGCUGUGGCCUCUCCCGUUGCAGAGCGCAGGCUCCGGACGCACAGGCUCCGGACGCGCAGGCUCAGCGGCCAUGGCUCAUGGGCCCAGCCGCUCCGCGGCAUGUGGGAGCUUCCCGGACCGGGGCACGAACCCGCGUCCCCUGCAUUGGCAGGCGGACUCUCAACCACUGCGCCACCAGGGAAGCCCUGUGAGUGGGGUUUGGUUCAAGAGGGAAGGACUCCCUUCUCCAAAGAACUGCAUGGAGAUGUGGGGUCUGUAGAUGGGCAGGGCUGGCAGAACCCUGGAUCCCACUCAUCUGAUGGUUCGUGCUGAGGGCAGAGGUCUGAGGGCUUCUCCUGGAAAAGAGGAAAGGAGUCCAAGAGAGCUGCGCACGGAGCUGGGGUGCCCCGAGGAGCAUCCGGGAGGUCAGAGGAUGUCCUCCAUCCUAGGCACCUGGCUGCACCAUUACACUGAGCAUUUCCACCAGCCCCCAGAAUUUCCCUGCCUGAAGAUGCUUCCGGCUUACACAGAGCUCAGCAUGCCUGGCUCAGACCUGGAGCAGCAAACCCACCUUCUCCUGGCACAGCUGGAGCACCUAGAGCCCCCUGAGGCAGAAGGUGAUGCACCAGCUCCAGAACAAGCUCUUGAAAUACCUCAAGACCUAGAGCCAGCAACACUGCUACUGCCCACUACAGCUCCAGAGCCAGAGCAAGCUCAAGCCACAGCUCCUAUUCAAGUUCAAGGGCUAGAUCAUGCAAAUAUGGUAGCUCCAAUUCCAGAGACAGAGAAUGCUCAUGCCGUAGCUUUCAUUUAAACUCCAAGUGAUGAAAAGCACCUACAGAGGCUCUAAAUGGAGAUCCAGAGAAGGUACAAGAAACAGUUCUCCUUCCGUAGUCAAAGUCUGAAUCAUCACGGAAACCUGUCGUAGCACUUCCUCUACAGCCUCGGCCAGUGUCCUUAACAGCCUCAGUUCCAGAACUUAAGCCAACCUCAACCAGGGAGCUGAGCUACCCCUGGCUUUGGAGCGCCAUCGUGCUUUGGAACCAGCUGUGGCCCCGGAGUGUUAUCCAGCUCCAGUUCUAGAUCUAGAGACCACAGCAGACCCAGUUCUUCUAGCAACUCAGGUGCUGCUCCCAGAUUAGCAACAAGCACCAGCAUUAGCAGUGCCUUCAGGGCCAGAUGAGGAGUUGCCCCACUGCCAGCAGCAAAACUGGAGCCUUUCUUCUCCUCCCUCAUAAUUCCAUUUUUAAUGUAUGUUUUUAAAUUACAUAUACUAACUUGUUUA
Molecule: messenger RNA, 1414 nt
Organism: Orcinus orca (killer whale)
Lineage: Eukaryota; Metazoa; Chordata; Mammalia; Artiodactyla; Delphinidae
Product: ral guanine nucleotide dissociation stimulator-like
Exons: 4
Coding region: 410-943 (177 amino acids)
Source: RefSeq, a predicted model, not a curated record